AUGGCAAUAUCAGCAUCUCAAUGGACCAACGAGGCAACUGUUGCGACGAGACGAGCCCUUUAUACCCUUCUUGCCGGCCUAAUCAUCUCUAUGUAUGGGCUAUACGUUGAAAUUCGCUUUGAAAUGGACCACGAGUACUCGGCAAUGUGCGAUGUCUCGCCUCUGGUCUCAUGCACCAGGGUACUCACUUCCAAAGACAGCUCAGGUUUUGGCAUUAUAGGACCACUGCUUGGAGAAGACAGUCCUCUCAAUCAGUUAACAAGAAAUUAUAUUGGGUCGACAUAUUUGACGCUGCUGAAUCUUGUGAUUUUUACCGUUGCAGUUCUGGUGAAAUUGCGUGCUGUCUGCCUUGUAUGCAUCUCGACCUACGCUGUGAAUGCCUUGUUCCUUUACUUCACCGCCAAACGAUGUCGUGCACUUGCACAAGUUGCCAACAUAAACAACGACAAGAAACGCAGAUAG
Messenger RNA from Cooperia oncophora, 462 nucleotides. Lineage: Eukaryota; Metazoa; Nematoda; Chromadorea; Rhabditida; Trichostrongylidae. The record is from the annotation of a GenBank genome assembly.